UUGAACGCUGGGUAGACGCCGUAGUUUCAAAGAGGAAGUGCAAUGUUAGGAAUUCAAAUAUUGAUUAAGUGCAAACAAACCCCGUAAAUUGAUUUUAUGGCAUAGUCGAUAUUAUUGCCUUGAGGCUUAGAGGUCCAACAGUAGCUAACAGGAAGUGAGAUCGCACCAUUGCUGCCUUUCUGAUGUCAUUUCCUUGGCACCAACCAGACUUUAGUAGGAUUCGUGCAGAGGAAUUGUUGUUGAGCACAGGGGAAAAUGGUUCUUUUCUUAUACGAGACAGUGAAAGCAUUGCGAAUGUACACGUCUUGUCUCUAUUGCACGAGGGCAGAAUUCAUCAUUAUAGAAUUUUGAGAGAAGAAAGCAAUGGCAACUUUUACAUGCAGGCAGUUCCUGGGGUGUCUCUUCAAGGUUUCAGCAAGUUAGAAGACCUGGUGACAUUUUACAGUCAGGGAAAUAUGGGUCUGCCAUGCGAGUUACGGCACCCUGCUGUGCUAGAGGAUAAAGAUGUUAUUGAUGAUGACUCUGACGAUGAAGAUGAUGAUCUUGAUGAGCCAGAUGGGAAACAGAUUGGAAAUGAAUAUGAGUUUCCCUCCCAGUUUAUGCCCAAUGUAGAUCAGUUAGAUUCAGGAAGGUCAGGUGAAGGAUUUGGACCUGCUCUCGGCCUGUAUCUUGGAAACGGAAUAAGAAAGGACAUGGAGGCAGCUGUUAGAGGAAAACAGGAUUUGGAAGAAAUGCAACAGUUGCUUGCUAGAAGCUCAACUAAUCUGAUUGCAGAAUUGCAGUUUUUCUUGACCAGAGUGAACAUGUUGCAGAAUGUUUUUGGUCUUGGAGACCAACAUAAGCUGAGAUGCUCGCUUCCAGAACAUUCAGCGAAAGAGGAGCCAACUUUCAAGUUAAUGAUGGAUCUACUAGCAGAAAGCAUUGCAGGUGCAAAAUCGUUACAAGCACAGGCUAUCAAUGCCUUGAAAGAAGUGGCCAGUAUUAACCAGGAAGAAGAAAAGCAGGAACCUGAGCGCCGAACCCGUAUCUUUGAGGUUCUUACACAGGGAAUGGCGUCCUCAAGUUUUAAAAACAAAGUGUACAUCAUGGUAAAUUUUGCUGAAGGCCGGAUUUCUUUCUUGAAGAAUCCAAAUGAUGUUAUAGAUGCAAACAAUUCUUCUGAUCAAAGCAGAGUAAUUCAGUUGGUUAAAUCAAAAGAUGAUAUCAAGAGAUUGAGAAUAAAACUUGAGUUGAAACCUUCCAAGGACUAUGAGUUUGAUGAUGGCAAGUCCCGUGAGCUGUUUUGUCAACUUGUGCAGCAGAUGAAGAAUCAGUACUCUAAAAGUGAAUUGAAAACCCAAGUGAGAAUAUUUAUUGGGACAUGGAACAUGGGUAAUGCAGAUCCUCCUCGUGAUAUCAAAUCCUGGCUCAAAUGUCAAGGUAACGGAAAAACGUUGGACACCACCUUGGUUCUGUUACCUCAUGAUAUCUAUGCAAUUGGAACUCAGGAGUGUCCUGUUAAUGAAAAAGACUGGAUUUCCAGAAUAAAAGAAAACUUAAAAAGAGCCUAUCCUAACAAAGAAUUCCAUAUGCUGGCUGUGUGUUCAUCUUGGAGUAUUCGACUGGUUGUAUUUAUUAAUCAAGAUCUGAAGAACAUGGUAUCUCAUUUACAACAGUCUAGUGUAAAGACUGGCAUAGCCAAUGCUCUUGGAAACAAAGGUGGAGUAGGUAUUUCUUUCUCUCUGGGUUCAGUGUCCUUGUGUUUCAUCAAUUGUCAUCUGGCAGCAAGAAGUACUCCUGCAAGGGUUUUAAGGCGGAAUCAGAAUUUUCUUGAUAUUCUCAAGGGGCUCAAUCUGGGUCAAAAAGGUGUAUUUGAUAUCACUCAUCAGUUCCAUCAUGUCUUUUGGUUUGGAGAUCUUAAUUACAGAAUAGACAUGGAAGUUCAGGAAGUACUAAACGCUGUUGGAGCCAAAAAUUUUGCCAAGUUAAAGAACCACGACCAGUUAAAAAGAGAGAAAGAAAAAGAAAAUGUUUUUGUUGGAUUCGAGGAAGAAGCGAUUACCUUUGCACCAACAUACAGAUACAAGAGAGGAAGUGGUGAAUACACGUGGCAGAAGAACAAGAGAUCAGGGGUGUUGAUUAAUGUACCAUCUUGGUGUGACAGAGUAUUGAAGCAUUCAUUUCCACAAUCUAAGAUUUGCUGUACUUCAUAUGGUUGUACUGCCAACAUCAAAUCAAGUGACCACUGGCCUGUUUUCUGUACAUAUGACAUGUCCCUUCCAUUCACUGUAUCGCCAGAUCAAAGUCCAAAGAGUCCCGUUUCUGGAGAGUGCGUAGUAAGAUUUCUCAAUAUAGGCGCUAUGAUCAAAACCACCAGCAGAACACAGUAUUACGUGGAAUUUCACUCGUCGUGUUUGGAAGAGAUGGUGAAGACAGAAAAAAACAGUGUGAUUGACUCAAGAAAAAAGUCAUCAUUUAAAUGCAAUCCAAGUAAACCGUACGUCUUCCCUGAGUGGGGAAAGGAAGUCAUUCCUCCACUGUAUCCCAUGAUAUCAGAUCGCAAAUUCAUUGAGGAGCAGUAUCUCUUACUGGCCAUCAAGUCCGUGGACAACGACGAAUCUUACGGAGAGUGCUGCAUUGCUCUCAGAACAAUGGUGAAUGUCAUACCACAGAAAUGCGAAGGCAUCAUACUAUCACAUCUUGGCGAGAAAACUGGAGAAAUCAACAUUGAGAUGCACGUGAAGGUUCCUGACAACAAAAACACAAAGAUGUCUUCACAAUCCUUUGAUCUCAUUAGCGUGGCUCAUCUGGAAGAAAACAACAGAAGAGGGUCAGUGAAGACGCCCCAGUUACCACAGCGCAAAAGCCUCGCUCCACAAGACUCGUUGCCUUCGGCUGAAAAGCAUGGUCACCAUGGUGAGAAUAUCCCUCCAGCUGUCCCAAAACGACAUUCGGCCCCUCAAACGGACGUCACAAAGGCGCCCAGGGAACCACCCCCAUUACCCGCCAAGAAAUCCAAACCGAAAACGGUUGAGCAGAUGAUGGAUAGAAUCGGAUUUCCUCAGUUCACAGGCAACCUCUUAAAGUUUGGUGCUGAUAACCUGGAGCUUCUCUAUCAGUUGAAUGAACAAGAAUUAUCAGAAGCUGGCAUUCCUAAUAGCUGUCAUAACCUGAUUCUUGGUGCCAUCAAGAAAUACGCAAAUUAAUUGGAGGAGUAAUCAUGACUUCAACCUGACGGUCUUCGGCUAGCUUAAUCAGUUCAAAGUAUUUGUGCACGAUCCUCGCAGUAAAGAGCACUAUUUAAGCAAUAGUGAAAAUCAGACCUGAAAAAAUUCCAACUGG
Molecule: messenger RNA, 3321 nt
Organism: Stylophora pistillata
Lineage: Eukaryota; Metazoa; Cnidaria; Anthozoa; Scleractinia; Pocilloporidae
Product: phosphatidylinositol 3,4,5-trisphosphate 5-phosphatase 2
Biological process (GO): regulation of signal transduction; regulation of immune response; phosphatidylinositol dephosphorylation
Molecular function (GO): phosphatase activity
Source: RefSeq, a predicted model, not a curated record